AUGGAUCAGCAGACACAACAAGCUCAUGCAGCUGCCGGAGCUCCUCAGCUGAGCUUCGACGACCAGCCAUCAUUCAUUGAUAACAACGCCUGGAGUCCGCAUGAAGAAUUGACAAGAGUACCUUCUCUGUACACCCCCGAGCCAGCCCUGCUAGGGCCUUUGGACGUAUUUUUGCCAGAACCGCAGCACUUUGCGGAUGCCAUUUACGAUGAGCUGGCCUUGGCACUGUACGAUGCGUCCUACCUCAUCGACUCGCACGCUCCAACUCAGACCAACGUGCGCGACAUCUUGGAAAACAAGACGGAAGAGACUAAGCCGGCCCUUCAUGUCGCAACCGACUGCAAGACCCAGUCUCAACCUUGGACCACCCAAGGCUUAACGCCGACAGCCGGUUGCACCACCGACGAGUUUGUCGAAUCCCCACUCGAAGCGCCAUUCCAGCGCACCUCCUCCAAACGUCAGCGCGAGCGCGGCGACAAGACUGAGGAAAAAGUAAAGACCAAACGCAACAAGAAAGCAAUCGGCGGUUUCCCGUGCCAGCUGGGCGACUGCGACAAGAGCUUUGACCGGCAAUGCGAUCUGGAAAAGCAUCAGAAGCAUAAGCACACCGCCAAGCGGUACCGUCCCUACGAGUGCAAGAAGGCGGACUGCUUCGUGCGAUUCUGCUGGCCAAAGGAUGUCAGGAGACACAUGUUGCAGGUGCACAAGACUUGGUUGCCUGCUACGGAACCAAUCAGCCCGACGGUAGCUUCGAGGAAAGCUUCGAUGGGAUUGUUGACCAAGACUCUGCUCAUGUUCCGAAAGCUCCACCUGCGGACCAAAUGUCAAGAGGACAACGACCACGGUCUCAUCACCUCUCCCGUCUCUUUCUCCUCUCCAGACGCGACCAGUGCGCCUCCGGAGAGAUUCAUCAUGGUGACUUACGACAAGCAGUCUUUCCGCGAAGUAGACGUCACUGCUCUCACCAACGACACCCACCCCGCGGCUCUCAUCCACCACGUCAUCCGAGUCCUCGGCUUGCAAGGGUUCUUGCGGCCCGAGAAUGCCUUGCUCAGCAAGUACCACCGCACUCUCGGGUUCGAGCGGCCCCUGUCGGGAGAUGCGUUGGUGGGAUUCGUUUCACAGAAUGCUGAUGCGGAGGGGACUCUGAAACUGCAGCUUUCCGUCGCGGGACUGCCGUCGACGGCGAUGGCCAGGCCGAAUGAGUCGCAGCACUCUCACUGA
This is a messenger RNA of Lecanosticta acicola, 1224 nucleotides long. NCBI's taxonomy places the organism in Eukaryota, Fungi, Ascomycota, Dothideomycetes, Mycosphaerellales, Mycosphaerellaceae. The record is from the annotation of a GenBank genome assembly.